Messenger RNA from Schistosoma intercalatum, 2151 nucleotides. NCBI's taxonomy places the organism in Eukaryota, Metazoa, Platyhelminthes, Trematoda, Strigeidida, Schistosomatidae. The record is from the annotation of a GenBank genome assembly.
UUGAAAUGCGAUACUUUGAGCGUUGCGUUUCUCAGUUGCAGGAAGUUUAGCAGGUUGUUUGACCAUGUCGCAUUUGCAUAAUUAUUUGUGUGGUAUCGUCAGCUUCUUAACUCGUAGGAAUCCGUGUGUACUAGUGUUAGUGGCGAUAAAAAAUUGAACACCAACGAAUUUCUAAAGGGACAGAAAAGUUAUUACUUUUAUAGGAGAAUAUAGGAGUAUGUUCAAAUCGAAGAUUUACAGUAUACGUGGUAUUGUGACCUCCUCUCGCACUACUUCCAGGUUCCGCUCAUGGUUUUAGUUACUUCGGAAGCAUCAAUCACGAUUUCCAUUUCUAAUGAGUUAUUCGACAAUGUCUUCAUUAAGCUAUUGUCAGUUUGUUAAACAAAUUAUUAUUCCUUAUACCCUGCUCCCAUUCUACUCGAACUAAAAUGAGGGCAAGCAGCAGGUGUAAUUAAAAAGAAAAUGGGUGGUAGUAUGACAAAAAUAUUACCUGGUUUGUAUGUUGGAGGUUUCGAUAAUGCCAAAAAUGAAGAAGAAUUAAUGGCAAAUUGCAUAUCUCAUAUUAUUAUUGUUCAAAAUUCGAAAAACGACAUUGAAAGAUCAAUAAGUCGUCAAUAUUUACAUCUUAUUGUCAAUGAAAAAUUAGAGAAUAGUUUGCUAAAUCAAAUUCAAUUGUCCAAUGAUUUUAUUCAUCGGGCCCGAUUGGAUAGUGGAAAUGUAUUAGUGUGCAGUGAUUCAGGUCUAUCAGCUAAUGUAGCUGUUGUUACAGCUUAUUUAAUGACUGUUUAUUCAUUAGAUUAUUAUUCAGCUAUUGGAGCUUUAAGAAGUUUACGAUAUGGUGCACAUCCAGUUGAACCUUUACAAAAACAAUUAAUAGAAUUUGAUAGUGAAACUAAUGAAAAAUUAGUUAAUAAACAAAAUCAUACAAAUAACACUCAUCGAGAACAACAACAACAACAACAGACUGAAUUAUUAGAUUCUUCUAAACAUCCAUCGAAUUCCAUAAUGUAUUUAACUAUCACAUCAGCAUCAGAACGUGAACGAUUGAAUUCAAUUUACGGUGAAUGGCCAUAUCUUGAAGAAGAUUUACAAAUUCUUCAUACUGCUUUAAAUUCUCACUUGAAUUCAACUGAAGAGUCAGAAUUUCUAUUUAAUAAUGAAUAUGAUAAAACUAUACAAAAUGACAAAGAAUAUGAUGUUGAUAUUGAUAAUAAUGAAAAUAAUCCAAGUAAUACUCGUACUACUGUAGUAGUAGCUACUGUUAAAGAUAAUCAUAUUAAUCCUAGUAUACAUGGUAUCAGUGAAACUUCUUCAAUUCUCAAUGUUAUUGAACACACUAAGGACCAUGGUAGCCUAACUGAUUCAGAGUCAAUACAAUCUAAUUCAAAAUAUUUGGAUAAACGACAAGAUAAUACAAUAUUGAGUAAUAAUGAUAACAAUAAUAAUAAUAAUACUGAUGACGAUGAAGAUGGUUGUGGUAGUGUUGGUGUUUGUGGAAAUGAUCUAGAUAGUAUACCGUUUGUAACUGUUCCGAUAAAUGGUGUCCUUAUAUCAGAUAAUGUAAUUGAAAAGAGUUCUUCCAAACCAUCUUCAAAUGAAUCUGACGUAUUCAUCGUUGAUUCAACACAGUUACCUGAAAGUUGGGAUCGUCUUUCCAAUGCUAAUUCAUCAAUUCAAAGUGAAAAUUCACUUGAAAUUGGUUUUGAAUUGAAAGAUGAUCUUGACGACAAUAUACCUGGGGCUAUUGAAAUUCCAGCAGUUGAUUCUAUGCAUAUACGUAGUUAUGGUACUGCUCAUACAUACAAUAAUCAAUAUGGUCGAUCGAAUCCAUGUCAUAGUAUAUAUAAAACUGCUCAUAGUUUAUAUCCUACUACUACUAUUAAUAUAAAUAAUAAAUUUACAUAUCAACAAAUAUGUCCAAAUACCACUUUAUGGAAUCCUUACAAUUAUGAUAGAAGUGAAUUAAUGCAUACUACUCAAUUAAAAAAUUACAAUAAUCUGUCAACUACUGCUCCAAAUUGUGACAUCUAUUUUAGAACUUGAUCUUAUUUAGUGAUUUGUUAUUGUCUUUGUUUACAAUUGCCUUCAAUUUCAUUUAUUAUUAUUAUUAUUAUUAUUAUUAUUAUUAUUAUUAUUAUUAUUAUUAUUAUU